Messenger RNA from Gilbertella persicaria, 1375 nucleotides. Its product is annotated as S-adenosyl-L-methionine-dependent methyltransferase. Gene Ontology annotation, molecular function: nucleic acid binding. The record is from RefSeq and is a predicted model, not a curated record. The coding region runs from base 17 to 1375 and encodes 452 amino acids. NCBI's taxonomy places the organism in Eukaryota, Fungi, Mucoromycota, Mucoromycetes, Mucorales, Choanephoraceae. The transcript has 4 exons. Gene Ontology annotation, cellular component: cytoplasm. Gene Ontology annotation, biological process: methylation.
CCUUUUUAUUACAUAUAUGCCAACCUAUCUUAUUCAGUUUGCCCAGUUUCACGAAGAGUUUAGACUUCCCGAACUACUUUCCUUGACUCAACUACAGAAAGUAAGCCUUACUUAUGCUCCAGAAGACUACAAGCUAGACAACCCUUUUCUCAAGGUUCAACUAGAAUCAACAGAAGCAGCACAAAAACUUAUUAAAAGAGCCAUUCUGAUAAAAAACAUUUACGAACUUUGGGGUGAAGGAAGUACUUAUGAACAAGUACACCAACAAGUCAAGACAACUUCGGAUCGUUGGCCUGAAUACAACACUUGUUCUUUCAAAUUUGUUGUGUCUGCUUUCGGCUCUACAAUUUCAUACAAGGAACAGAUCGAUGUAAUUAAUUCAUUUGCUUAUCUUGGCUUUGAAGGACCUAUUGAUAUGAAAAACCCUGAUGCCCAAUUUCAUGUGCUUGCUGAUUAUGGCUUUGACAAUACACUUGUAGCUAAAGACCCUCUUUAUAUCUAUAUGGGUAAAUUAGUCGCUACAGGCAGUCGUGAUCUUGUCAACUUGUACAACUUGAAGAAGCGCAAAUAUUUAGGUACAACAUCCAUGGACGCCGAAUUAUCACUUGUCAUGGCCAACCAAGCCUUAGCAGCACCCGGUAAGCUUGUGUAUGAUCCCUUUGUGGGCACAGGUAGCUUUUUAUUCACUUGCGCUCAUUUUGGUGCAUUCACCAUGGGCUCUGAUAUUGAUGGAAGACAAAUUCGUGGUAAAGGAAAGGCAGGUGUGCAGUCUAACAUUGAGCAAUACAACUUGCAAGGCCGUGUACUUGAUACACUUGUGUUUGAUAUUUGUCGCAAUCCAUGGCGUAAACAACAAUGGCUGGAUGCUAUUGUGACAGAUCCUCCUUAUGGUGUGCGUGCUGGUGCUAAGAAACUUGGUAGAAAUGACGGUAAAGAGCUAUCGCUGCGUACGUAUGAUGGUGUCCCUAUGCAUACACGUGAAGACUAUUAUCCACCCACUAUGCCUUAUGAAAUGUCUGAAGUGCUUGUGGAUUUGUUGAAUUUUGCUGCCGAGAAUUUGAAUUUGGGAGGAAGAUUGGUGUAUUGGUUGCCUACAGUCGUUGAUGAAUAUUCAAAUGAUGAUGUACCUCAACAUCCUUGUAUGAAAUUAGUCUCAAACAGUGAACAAAACUUUGGUCAAUGGUCUCGAAGACUGAUUACUAUGGAAAAGAUCAAAGAUUGGUCCGAAAAAGACAGAGCUAUAGUAGAAAUAAGUGUAGUAUCAGAAGCUGAAAAAGCAGAGAUUAUGGAAAAAGGAACAGAAGAUCCUAAAAGACCAGGUCACUUUUUGUUCCGCGAAAAGGUAAGCAUAGCAUGCAUAAGGGGAGUUUUCUAA